Saccostrea cuccullata (small rock oyster) is the source of this 2654-nucleotide messenger RNA. RefSeq names its product serine/threonine-protein kinase MARK2-like. The record is from RefSeq and is a predicted model, not a curated record. Gene Ontology annotation, cellular component: cytoplasm. Lineage: Eukaryota; Metazoa; Mollusca; Bivalvia; Ostreida; Ostreidae. The transcript is spliced from 12 exons. Gene Ontology annotation, biological process: intracellular signal transduction; protein phosphorylation. The coding region runs from base 69 to 2486 and encodes 805 amino acids. Gene Ontology annotation, molecular function: protein serine/threonine kinase activity; ATP binding.
ACGUUGAAUUUCGGGAAAAUGUAUUAUAACUUUCGUGAUUCAUCACAAUGUCCAUGUAAGAAAUUACAAUGAGAAAAGAGGAGCGAAUCAAAGCAGGAAUAAGGUUGCGAGGACCAUCUCCUACAUCAAAGAAGAAUUCUAUAUUUGAAAACACACACUUAGACUCCAAAUGUGUUUCUGCUGAUAUCGUGAAAAAGGAAUUGUAUGAUCAUGGAUACCGUUCUAUCAAGCCUGUGGGUGAGGGGGCCUACGCUAAAGUAAGACUUGCUGAAGUCAUGCCUAGCAAACUAGCUCGUAACGACGUUCUAGCCAAUCAGGCGGGAGAUGCUAGUGUUUUCCUAGUUGCAAUUAAAGUUAUCGACAAACGAACAGUAGCCAAAGAUUUCAUGCAGAAAUUUCUUCCGAGAGAAUUGGAGAAUCAUUCUAAAUUACAUCCACAUAAAAAUGUGGUAAGAGUGUAUGAGAUUAUCCAUACUCAUCAUAACGUCUACAUUGUCAUGGAAUACUGUCCCAAUGGUGAUCUUUUGGACCUUAUAAAUCAAUACAUUGGGGAAAAUAAAAAAGGGAUUGGAGAGGAAAUGGCAAAAAUACUUUUCUAUCAGCUAUCUAGUGCGGUACAGCAUAUCCAUAAUGCUGGCAUCGUUCACAGAGAUCUAAAGUGUGAAAACAUAUUACUUGGUGAAAAUAACGAACUUAAGAUAACAGAUUUUGGUUUCUCUCGGAAUUGCAACGGAAGAAAAACAAUGUUAGAAACCUCCUGUGGGUCAUAUGCGUACACUGCACCUGAAGUUAUUAAAAAGGGCUCAUAUGAUGGCUUUCACUCAGAUGUAUGGAGCUUAGGAAUAAUUUUGUUUGCGAUGGUUAAUGGUCGUCUGCCAUUCAAUGACUCACAACUUCAAGAAAUGGAGGAAGAAAUGAAGAUGCAAAGACUACGAUUUGAACGAAAUAUUUCUUUCGAUUGCAUGUCAUUGAUAAGAAGAUUGCUGCGAUAUUCCCCUCGCUGUCGCCCUUCUAUUAGAGAAGUACACGAAGAUUCCUGGUUGAUCAGCAAAAAAUCGAACCCACAGCAACUUUAUCAUGUAAAGGGGGGAGUACAGGCUUCACAUAGUGUUCCACAAAAAAUUAAACAAUCCACUCCAAAAGAACAUCUGGGGAUAACUCCAGUGCCAGUGCAGGAAUCUCAUCAUGCCUGCUUUAAAACUACGGUAUCGGCCAAACAACCAACUGUUACAGGGACAGUGACGCUGAAUCAUGAUGCAGGGGAGACAGUCACCCUCAAAAGUCGGAAACAUUACAACCUCAAACGUCCAAAAACAUGGCCGAUGACACCUAAAGCUAACACCGCUUUAUUGCCUCAUCCUAAAGAAGCAUCAUCACGGAGACAGAGUAAGAAAGUCAUUCAUACCCACUCAGAUGCUAGGCAGUUAGUUCACACUAUGUUGGCGAAGAAACUUCGACAAGGAGAGAUGACAGAUAACCGAGAAUUUACAAAACAAAUACCACUCUGGUUAUUAAAGAAAUUGGUAGAGUCGGAUAGAGAAGCUGACUACAGCGAAGAAAUUACAUUAACGAAAGGUUUAGCUAAUACGGAUAAAUUGGAUGUCAAUAAAAAACAACUCUCCGUGAAACCGUUUUUUGGGAGUAAGCAGCCUGCAUAUCCUUUCAAACGUCAUCCAGAGAAGAAAGUUUCUUGUCCCGACUGCACUUCUGAUGAAAAAGGGGCUUCAGCUUCUGAUAUAUCCUCGUCUACAACAGGGGCAGUUCAUAAAACACCCCAAAACAGUCACAAGAUUCCUCAACUUCCAACACAGAGCUCUGUACUUUCUUCUCACGCAAAAAGAAAUAAUGAAAUCUGCAUAGAGAAUGCGACGGGUAAAACGGCUGAUGACACCGUUGAAUUUUCUCGAGAUUGUAGAAACAAAACGAAAUUAAACAAACUAUCUUAUCCGCUAGGUAAUGAAGUAUCUCAUUCACCGACUAAAUCAAAGCCAGCAGGAAAAUUAGGAAGACAUAGAUAUAUUUUCCUCAAAUCAACGAAAAUUGACAAAAGUAAAAGUAUGGCUCUAGAAGCGAGUCAAUAUGUAAAUACGCCGCACUUAGAAAAAGGAGCUCCAAAUUCUCCAAGACCUGGAAACAAUCAAGAGUACCGUAAAUUGAGUAGAAAAGUGACAACAGAUCCUACGCAAGAAAGAGAAGAGCCAGCUCAAGUUGGGAUCAACAAUAAUGACAGAACAGUUGCUGAGGCCACUAAGUGUAACAAGGGGAGUCUGAUCGGACAGUAUGUAAAAGGGAUCAAUGGAGAAUUGCGGUGCAGUUUUGGAAAAAUAAAUGCCUCUUGUCGCUUAAUAUGGAACCCGAAUCAUUCGACUUCAACUAGAAGAUCAUGUGCACAGGGGGAAAAAGUUACGAGUAAUAACACUGCGUCUUUAUCAUCAAAACCAGUAGCAUCAUCUGUUAAGCACAGAACUAUUAUUCAUUGUACAUAAAAUUCAUUGUUUAUAAUUUAUGGAACUCAAAAUUGUAUAAGUUUUUUUUAAAAUGAAGUUUGGACAGCUGUGUCGUAAUUUUUCAAAGAGUUAUAUUGUCAAUAAUCUACAGGAAGAAGUGAACUGUUAAUAUGCAUUACCAGUUGAAAGCUUUAAAAGUUCUGGGAC